Closterium sp. NIES-65 is the source of this 1173-nucleotide messenger RNA. The record is from the annotation of a GenBank genome assembly. Lineage: Eukaryota; Viridiplantae; Streptophyta; Zygnematophyceae; Desmidiales; Closteriaceae.
AUGGCUAGCCCUCCAGUUCUCUCGUUCGAUACUGAGGGCCGCCCGAUUAAGUUUGAGACCUGGCUCGAUGAUCUGCAUCUGUUCCUCCAGCUCACUGCCAGAGAGGAUAUCUCGCUGUACGAUCACGCACUAGGCACAGUCCCUACUCCUGCUACUACUGCUGCUGCUACUGCUCGCUCACAGUGGCAGACUCGCGAUGCCCACGCCCGCUUUGCUAUUCGCAACUCCCUGCCAGUAGACGAGCGCGAGCACUUUGGCCAGCAUCAGACUGCGCACGCCCUGUACACUGCUGUAGUUGCGCGCUACUCCUCCCCGGCCUCAGCUGCACUAGGCCGCCUCUCGCUUCCCUACCUGUUCCCCGACCUGUCCGCCUUCCAGACAGUCGCUGACCUCAUCACUCACCUCCGCACUAGUGAUGCCCGCUUCCGUGCAGCCAUGCCCGCUGAGUUUCUUGCCUCCAACCCUCCCCCGCUCUGGCUCACUCUCUACCACCUAGUCACCCGCCUCCCUGACACUCUGCGUACAGGGUGUUCCCCCUCCCCCCUGCUCCCCUCUGUCGCCUCUGCUGCUGCUGUCAACCUCCUUGGUGCUGAGCAGGUUGGCUCUGCGUCCGCUCCCAGCGGGCGCCGCAGCAGCAAGGGCAGGGUAGGCAAGGGCGGUGGGGGUGACGGCGGGGGAGGCGGUGGUGGGGGUGGUGGCGGCGGUGGGGGUGGUGGCGGGGCUGGAGGGGCUAGUGGCAGCGGUGGGGGUGAUGGAGGCAGCGGCGGCGGAGGUGGCCGGGGUGGGGGCGGUGGUGGUGGCGGCAGUGGACGUGGAGGCGGCAGAGGCGGUGGUGGUCGUGGUGGAGGCGGCGGUGGUGGUCGUGGAGGCUCUGGCACUGGCCAGAGCGCGCAGCACCCUCAGUCCUCCCAGGAGCUUCGUGAGUGGUACUUACAGCACGGGGGUGGGGGGGGUAGCCUUAGCUGCACGUACGUCAUCCGCACUGGUCGCCGCAAGGGACAGACGUGCGGGAGGGCGCACACUGCGCAGCGCUGCUUCUCUCGCCUAGAUGACGCGUGGCGUGCUCAGUUUCCUGACGCUCCUGAGCUCCCUCAGUGGGCUGAUCUCCUCAAGAAGGAUAUCGAUAUCUAUGCUCUUGAUUUUGAUGUUAUUCUCAAAGCCAUGUAUGCAUAG